This is a messenger RNA of Rotaria sp. Silwood1, 628 nucleotides long. The record is from the annotation of a GenBank genome assembly. NCBI's taxonomy places the organism in Eukaryota, Metazoa, Rotifera, Eurotatoria, Philodinida, Philodinidae.
CCACUAGCUAUAUUGUAAAAACUAUAGUUUUUCGGUUUAUUUCAUUUGCAGAUCAACAUGUGAUCAAUCAAAAAAUGAAGAUGAUUUUGUUAUUCAGUACCAAGAUGAUGGAAGUUUUUCCCGAGAUAUUGAAAAUAAUGACAGCCAUACUGUUCAACAAUCAUUACUUUCUAAUGAAGAUGAUCGAAUUCAAUCACCAUCACAUCUUCGUCAAAUCUCGUCAUCAAUCAUCAAUGAUUCAACAACAAGUCAAACAGAAGAAACCAAUAAUAUAGAUAUCACAAAUACAACAUCUUCAAAGUGUACACCAACUUCGCUAGCAUCGUCUUCAUCAUCAAAAUGUAAAGAAUUGAACACAACCAGCUGCAUUAGUUUAAAUGGUACACAUAAAGAAAAUGAUGUUGAUCGUGAAAUGUCAAUGGUUGGUCAAACAACACAAGAACCUACAAAUUCUCCUAUACCUCUCCAAUCUUCAUCCAAUUCAAUAGUUCAUUAUGAAAUGCCUACUUUAACACAAACUCCAACAACAACUGCUACUAAGAAAAAAAGACAACGUCGUGUUUAUGCUACGAAAACAACACCUUAUCCAACAAGACGACGAGGUCAAUUAACAGCUAAACAAACAUGA